Molecule: messenger RNA, 8850 nt
Organism: Xenopus laevis (African clawed frog)
Lineage: Eukaryota; Metazoa; Chordata; Amphibia; Anura; Pipidae
Gene: usp31.L
Product: ubiquitin specific peptidase 31 L homeolog
Exons: 16
Coding region: 178-3912 (1244 amino acids)
Biological process (GO): ubiquitin-dependent protein catabolic process; protein deubiquitination
Cellular component (GO): nucleus
Molecular function (GO): cysteine-type deubiquitinase activity; cysteine-type peptidase activity
Source: RefSeq, a predicted model, not a curated record
AAAUGGCAGGCGCGUCCGUCGGAGCACGCAUCAUCCUGGCGCUCCCAGUAUCACGUGACAGUUCUGCCAGCCCCGGCCCAGGUGCACAGUGUGCGCCGCCCGGAGCGAAAUUAAAGGAGAACCCUGCCUCCCCUCUCUGUCCCCCGGUCACGGUGGCAGCGGGAAGGGGAUGCCCCCAUGUCGCAAGUGUCGGGCUCCCCCGCUGCCCCGGCGGCCGGCGGGAAGGAGAAGAAGGCUUCCCUGGGGAAGAAGCUGUUCUGGCGGCGCGGUGGCUUGGUGAGCCGCUUCCUACGGACCCUCAGCGCUUUAUCUCACCUGAACAGCGAGCAUGAUCAUGCCCAGCCCUCCCGGGACAAAGCCGGCUCCCCUGCCCGCGCGGAACCGCCCUCCGCGCUCCUCCUACAGCAACAACAGCAACAGAACGAGCGGAGCCGACCCCCCAGCCCUGGGCUCCCCGGACUGUCGGGCCUCAAGAACCACGGCAAUACCUGCUUCAUGAACGCCGUGCUGCAGUGUCUGAGCAACACCGACCUCUUCGCCGAGUUCCUGGGCCUGGAGCAGUACAAGGAGGGCUCGGAAAGUCCCAUCGCCAGCCCCGGCGGAGCUCAGGAUCGCGGAGAAGUGACGGAACAACUGGCCACGCUCUUGCGCUCCCUAUGGACCCUGGAGUACACCCCGCAGCACAGCCGCGAGUUCAAGACCAUUGUGUCCAGGAACGCCCUUCAGUAUCGGGGGACCUCCCAGCACGACGCACAGGAGUUUCUUCUAUGGCUGCUAGACCGCGUGCACGAGGACCUGAAUGUAGUGGUCCAACACAAACCUCGGCCGCCACUGGAAGAGGAUCUGACAGGAGAAGGCCCUACUUUCCCAACCAGUGGGACCUUUGUUCAAGAGCUUUUCCAAGCUCAGUACAGGUCUUCCUUGACGUGCCCUCAUUGUCAGAAACAGAGCAACACCUUUGACCCUUUCCUCUGCAUUUCUCUGCCCAUCCCCUUGCCCCACACACGGCCUUUGUAUGUGACGGUGGUUUAUCAGGGGAAGUGUUCCCACUGCAUGCGGAUCGGCGUCGGCAUUCCUUUAUCCGGCAAUGUGGGCAGGUUGAGGGAAGCCAUAUCACAGGAAACCAAGAUUCCAUUCGAUCAGAUAGUAAUCACCGAAAUGUAUUUUGAUGGGUUCCACCGCUCGUUCUUCGACACAGAUGAUUUAGAUACCAUCCAUGAAAGUGACUGCUUAUUCGCCUUUGAGACUCCAGAAGUGUUCCCAUCAGAAGGAAUUUUAAGCCAGAGAGCAAUCUGUGUAAAUAACAACCAGAACUAUGUGAGGCAUGGGUCAGAUCAGCACAGGCUUUACUCCUCCGGCUCAGUGCGGAAUCCAGUAAACCGCUCCUCUACCAGUGAUCGAAUUGUGCUGCUGGUGUGUAACAGAGCCUACAGUGGGCAGCACGGCAAGAGAUUUGGGCAGCCGUUUGUUUUGCACCUUGAGAGGAACAUCACAUGGGACGUACUUCAAAAGGAGAUCCUGGAAAAGAUGCAGUAUUACCUGCGCCCUACAGCUUGUGUUCAGGUUUGCCCGUUCAGCCUCCGUGUUGUGACUGCUGUAGGGAUUACAUACCUCUUACCUCAGGAAGAAAAACCUCUGUGUCACCCCACGGUGGAAAGGGCUUUAAAAUCCUGUGGUCCUGGUGGAGCAGCCCAUGUGAAGUUGGUGGUGGAAUGGGACAGAGAAACUAAAGAAUAUCUUUUUUGUAACACAGAGGAGGAAUAUGUGCCAGAUGCUGAGAGCGUGCGGCUGCAGCGUGAGAUACACCACCAGCCGCAGUGCUGCACUCUAGCCCAGUGCUUUCAUCUGUACACUAAAGAGGAGCAGCUGGCUCCUGGUAAUGCCUGGCGCUGCCCUCACUGUAAACAGCUUCAACAGGGCAGCAUUAAACUCAGCCUGUGGACCCUGCCUGAUGUGCUUAUACUGCAUCUGAAGAGAUUUCGACAGGAUGGUGAUCGGAGAUUGAAACUGCAGAACAUGGUCCGUUUCCCACUCACUGGAUUGGAUAUGACCCCCCAUGUAGUAAAGCGCAGUCAGAGUUCCUGGAGCCUCCCUUCUCAUUGGUCUCCGUGGAGGCGGCCUUACAGCUUGGGCCGUGACCCGGAAGAUUUCAUCUAUGAUCUGUACGCAGUGUGCAAUCACCAUGGGACAAUGCAAGGGGGCCACUAUACAGCCUAUUGUAAGAACUCUGUGGAUGGCUUGUGGUAUUGCUUUGAUGACAGCGACGUUCAGUCCUUGGCUGAGGAUGACGUGUGUGCGCCAACAGCUUACAUCUUGUUCUAUCAGCGCCGAGCAGCGGUCCCAUCAUGGUCAGCAAACAGCUCUGUUGCAGGUUCUACCAGCUCGUCCCUUUGUGAUCACUGGGUUUCCCGUCUCCCUGGAAGCAGGCAGCCCAGUAUAGCUUCUGCGGCCUCAUCUAGACGCACGUCUCUUGCAUCACUGGCAGAAUCCGUGGAACUGACAGGGGAGAGAAGCGAGGAUGAUGGUGGCUUUUCCUCACGUCCAUUUGUUCGCAGUGUGCAGAGGCAGAGCAUGUCUUGUCGUUCCUCUGUCACUAGCCCUCUUGUUGUCAAUGAGAAUGGAUUUCGGCCAUCUUGGUCUCUGUCUGCAAAACUUCAUCUAAGGGCAGCCACUUCCUGCCGUCAUCCUUCCGACUCUCCCAUCCUUGGAUCGGCCCUCGGCAAGAUCGGGGAGGCAGAUGACAGCGUGUCAACCUCUUGCUUUGGAAGCCUCCGAAAUCUGUCCGGCAGUUUCCAUGAUCACAUUGAGGGUGGAAGACGAGAGCAUCGAGCACCUGCUCGUGCACCACUUGCAGUAGCAGAAGGCGGAUCACCCGCAGAGACAGUUCCCAAAAAAUCCGCUCCUACUGAAUCUUUUGGUAAGAGUGCAGCAGAACUUGUGGGUCGGAACCCGCUGCUGGAUCCUUUAGACAAUAAUAAUCAUAUUGCUUUUGUGGAUCAGAGUGAUUCAGUCAGCUCCUCGCCAGUUAGAGAGAGCCCCCAGAGUGAUGAAAUGUUAGGUAAAAAGACUGUAGCCAAUAAGAUAACAGAGCAAGAGAAAGCACCACGGGAAACUGAGAAGGAUCAACCAACCACUGGCACUUGUGUUACUAAUGGAAAGCAUGCGCCUAAGAACAAAAAAGAAGUAAAAACACCUGUACGUCGUGCAUCAACACAGCACCGGAAGGAGACUGGGAAAGUGCAGGAUUCUCCUGUAUCGACUUCUCAGCAAAGGCAAAAAUCUAUAAAUUCCACAAAUAGUAGCUCCCCAGCCCCUAAAAAACCUACUACAUCUACCAGAAACUCUUUGGUGUCAACCACUACAAGUAAACAUCGGGCGCCAGAAAAGACUCUUAGCCGAGAAGGGUCCAAAAUAAGCCUGGUCUCAGACAAAGCCGCUGCAUCAAAAGCCAGUAGCACUUCUAAGGCUGCACCUCACAAGGCGACCGAGGCUGCUGCAGAUAAUCGAGCUGUUCGAAGUUCUUCUAUGGCCAGCCUCCGCACCCCUCACAGUGGAACCCGAUCCAGUCUGAAGAGGGACAGCAAAUCUGAGGAAAAAGGACUGAGCUUCUUUAAGUCUGCUUUGAGGCAGAAGGAGAGCAGGCGUUCAGCGGAUUUGGGAAAAACAAGCCUUUUAUCAAAGAAGGCCACAGGAACAAAAAGCUCAGGCCAGGAGAAGCCUGAGAGUGCUCCAUCUUCAAAGGCCACUGAUGUGGCUCCAAGUCCAAAAAAACAUUCUGCCUUACCUGCACACAAAACCAAGUCUUCCCCUGACGAAAGACCAGUUCAGCCAUCUCCCUCUGGGAAAAAGACUGCUGAGAAGUAUCUAAAGAGGUUCCCUUCGACUGCAAAGCCAUCUCCCAAAACUCAGUGACCAUGGGUGCAGGGGCAGCUGCGUGAGCUUCUGGAAGCAAAAGGAAUGCAAAAGAGCUGUCCCUGCUAACAGCGGUUGAUUGGAAUGUACACACUUUCAGUUCUUGGCCUUUUUGUACCUUUUGGGUUUGGGGUUCUUCUCCUAGUUAUUUUCUCACCUAUACUAGCUGCAUGAACGUUUACUGUUGUUGCAUUAAACAGCAAAUCUGCUGGCUGGAGAGGGCCAAGCAAGCCACACCAGCGGAUCAACCUGUUUUCUAGCUAGGACUUCUAACGCUCUCAUGCCUAUGUGAGAAAGGGGAACAGUAGCUCUCGUGAGAAAGGGGAACCUCUGUUUCUCUCGCCUAUUUAAAUUGCUGCUUUUAUCUUAACUUCCUUACCAAAGCCCACCUGUGUGUCUGGUAGAAAAUAUUGUCAGCGUAAGGGUUGCUUUCCUCUGCUCUGAUGUAGGAGACAUACACAAGUCCUUGGGUAGAAAGAAAGGAGCUGCUUCAUAACACAGCCUUGUAGGCUUAUUACUAUUGAGACAUCACAAUUCCAGCCAUAUCUCAUGGUCAUGGCAUAGCACUACCCACCCAAGAAAAUCUCAUAACAUUUAAUCUAAAAGAAAUCAGUGGGGAUCGGCCUAUUUUGUGCUAAGUUAGUUUCUCCUUUUAAUUCACUAUUAAGGGACUCUUGCCAUAUAAGAGGUGCUGGUCCUUAUUCUGUGAGUUAAUAACCAUCCUGCCUAUGUAUCGAACGUCUUUGAUCAGAAGAUGAUGGGAAUUCCUAGGUGGCACAUUUAGCUUCUCCAGUUGAGGUUUCUGGUGUGGCAGGCAGUGUGUAAUUGAUCCCUAAUCUGUCUAUAUGGUUGUGUGUCUCUUUAGGGGACUUGAUUAAUGCUCAAUAAUCAAAUUAAUAGCCACACUUGGCAAUGGACACACAUCUCUCUGGAACACACAAUGAUAAGUGCAGCACAUCCCAUGCAGAUAAAGGGUUACAUUGUCCUGUAGUUUUAGCACAUGCUUUUAAAGCAAUCCAACGCUUAACCUUUCAACAUGGCAGUCUAUUUAUUACUUGGCCAUUGUUAAAUGCCUGCUUCCUGGCCUUGACAUUCUAACAGGCAUCCUUUUUUCCACCAAAGUCGUAUAGAACCGACAGGCAUUCUAUCCUACCAUUCCAUGUAUCAUUAACGUUGAAAUCAUAAUAUUCUCAUUAUCAGCUUUGAAGACGUUUUCAAUCAUAUCUGUCCUAUAAGACUUAACGAUUCUUGUAUAAUUGCAGGCUGGUAAGAUGCACUGAGCUGUCGAUCAGAUUAUGUUCUCACCGCUUGGUAUUGUUUCCAACCAUGUGACUUUUGUCCUCAGAAGAGUUUAUAUAUUUGAUUAAGAUGUUAACAUUUCAAGGCAUUUUUCAUUCUCUCCCUGACCUUUAAUUUAAACUAAUUGCUCGCAGCAUGCGUGCUGGUUUGAGCAUGCUUGCUUUAACCACAAAAAAAAAAAUCAUUAUUUAGGCAUGAAGACUGCCUACCAAGAAGUGUCCAAUUUUAACAAUGCAAAAAGGUAUUGGUUACGUCUCAAAAGAGUGGUUUUUAAUCAGCCGUACGAUUACAUUUUUGGGUUGUUGUUUCUCUUCUUGAAGGGAGCACUCUGGUUUAGACAUGAGCAAAUCUGUUUAGAUACCCUACGGCUGUGUAUAUUUUUUUUAUUAUCGUGAUCAGUUUUAGAAACCAUUGUUUAAUCAUUUGUCACGUGACGUGCACACACUUUGUUUUUUUUCUGCUUUCUGUUGCAGAUCUCAUGGCAAAGGCCCCUCUGUUUGUUUGUGAGCCAUUGGGCUACGUGGCACAGUACUCAAAAAGUUCACUUUUGGAAUGUAUGCUGAUAAAUGAGUUGGCUCCCCUCUUAUUUGACUGGACUCCCUCUUACCCGACAACCCCCUCCUGCUAGCUGAGCAAUAGUUUUGCAUGGCAACUUAUUAAUGUAAUGCGCACGCACUUGUAACUAUGCAAGCAACCAAUAGGAAUCACUUUGGUGCUCUUAUGCCUAGCUAACUGUACAGUAGUUUGAUGUGUGUUCUUGAUUUCUCUAUAUUAUAUGUAUAAAGUUCCAGCUGAAUUAGGGCUUUAAUCAUAACAAGGUUUUUUUUGUUUUUGGUUAGUUGACCACUGAGCCUUUAUAAGUUGUAUAUAGAAGCUUUUCGACUAUCCUUCCCAAACACUAGCUGUGACUGGAAGUUUGCUAGUUUUGUUUGUGCGGGCACUUUGUUGCACUUUAAAUGUAGAUGAGAAAACAGUCUUCUAAUAAUAUGGUCCUCUAAUGCAAAGAGUGGGGUUGUGAAGCCUCAGCCGGAGAUAUCGGCACCCGUUUUUCUUUCUGUUGCUACAUUUCCCAGACAUACUGUUUCAGUGUAACCGUUCGUUAUCUGGCUUCCAAACCUAUAGCAGAGGGUUAGUAUACACUCGAUUGUACAGUAGUUUUCUUGGCUUUCAUUGGAGGGCGCUCUGCCAGCCACACUGUCCCAUUCAGAGGCAGAACAUUCACAGGGAUACCUUUGGGGGUUUAAGUUUCUUUUAUCAAGACUUUUUUGAUGCCCAAAAUCGAUCCUGUAGUUCAAGAUGGAAUUGCUGCCAUGUCCUGCUUUUUUUUUUUUUUUUUUUUAAGCCUUUCUGCAUCACCCCCUGUUUUUUUUCCCUUUUUCUCUGCAGUGUAUUGGUUUCCCAGAUCUGAGAGAAAUGUUCCACUGAUCUCCGAGCUUUCAGCCGCUACGGAAUAAGCUGAUGUUUUAAUGCCGCGGAUCAAAUCCUUCAGUCUGCCUCUCUCUGACCUGUAGAAACCUGGGGCUGGGUUCUGAAGCAGAUCAGUUCAAUGGAUUUUCUCAGGUGAUGAUCUCAAUGUUUCCAAAUACCUCAGGGUCGUGCUCGGGCCGCGCAACAAAGCACCGCAUCCGUCUCCUGUUUGGUUGUGGACUGCAACUCAAUACAGCGAAUGUAUAGAAAGAAAAUGUAUAGAAAUAAUUAGUGCUGCUUUCUCAAAGUCUUAACACUACAACGUGUGAUCUGCUAAGUCUGUCUACCUGUGGAAUGGAAUCCUCCCUUAUUUCCCAAUACUAAAAUGAUGGGAAACCACAGAAAUAAUGAGUGGGACGACUGCAAAUGAUUUUUUUUUUUCGUUAUUAGUUUUGGAAAACGUCCAUCCAAAAAACAAUCCAUCAUUACCGGCAAUAUUCUCGUCUGUCUAUAACAUGCUGCAUGUUCUGUACACAUCACCACUUUUAAAACAUUCAUGAAAAACUAGGGAUGCACCAAAUUCCAUCAUUUUAUUUGUUAACUUUUUUAUGAUUCUGCAGAAUCCUCCAAUGGUGAUUUGCAAGAUCAAAAUGGCAUCAGUUUUUUUAGAGCUUUAAAAUCACAUGGUUUCCAGGUUUUUGGCAAAAAUGGAACACUAAAGAUCUAAUAUGAAUCAUGGGAUUUGCCUAAGUCCCAAUCAGGAUCUUGGAUUCGGUGCAUCCUUAUUGAAAAAACAAACAAAAAAAACCCUAUUACAGCUGCUAGAGUGGUUCCAAGUCUAUGGACUGGUGUGGAUCCACCAAACGUGUAAGUGACAAACAUGUUGCCUCACACACACAACUCAUACAUAUCCAACGCAACAUAUUCUCUGGUCUAAGAGCAAGAACUUUUUGGUAUGGGGCUACUGAAAGCAGACAAGCACUUCCUCUUUAAUUUGACCGUACAUGUUGUGUUGCAUGGCUGCCGUCAAUUAAGUGCCACUUUUUUACUGCCAGUUUUUUUAAAACUUUAAUCAUUUUUUUUUCCAAAACUUGGAAAUUUCUUGACCUCAUUGAGGGCCUGCCUGUGGGUUUAGAAGUAUAGUAAAAGGCCCAUGAGCCCCUGUGCAGAUUUCAUGCAGGGCUCUCUCCAUGUUGCAUCUCUGUCCCCAAUAAAAAACACUUUUUGCAUUCCUUUCAUUUCCAUGCAUCUAUACCUUUCAGACCCUUUGUGUUGGAUUUUGAAAGACCUCAUUGGUGCCCCAGGGUCCAGGUGCUAUCUCCAAUUUUGUAGUUGCUCCCCUGGGGCCUGUGUCACAACUAAAACCUGUAAAAUGUAGACUCCAGCACUAGACUCCAUCUGCUGUUCCUCCUACUCCCAGACUGACUGCAUGUAGGCUUGUGCCAAGUUCCUUCUACAAAAUUACUUUCUUGUGGGGAUUGUUUAUGAUUAACAUUUUUGACACUACCUGCAUGGCUGUCCUAGCCUGACAAACGUUUGCUGCUAAAUGGUGUGAAAUGCUUAUGUGCCAUGUUCUGGGUUGAUUGCAUUCAAUUAAAGCUUUUGUGCAAGGUCCAUUUUUGGCACAGCAAGGCCCUGCACCCUUUAACUUAGGGACUGUGUGGCGUUGCUGUGUCCGUGAGUCUGAUCUAAACCACAUCAUGUCUUCAUUUUCCCUGUGGUGGUUUCAGGAUAAUGCUGUGUACCGUGUUCCAGAAGGCCCAUCAGUUAGGGCACCUGCCUUGCCUCUUCUUUUACACUGAUCCUUUGCCCCUGUAACAUCCUAUCUCUGCUCUAUGGUGCCCUAAGCUUUUUGCCUUGGCACUGCCCCAAUAUUGGCAGUGUUCUCUGAUGUCCUUGGCCUUUUCAUUGGAACAAUUCCUGUACCGUUUUACUACUCGUGGGUUGGGGCGGGGGUGGUGGAAUGUAGCGAGUGUAGAUAAUGUUGAACAGUUUGAGCGCCUCCUUCUCUUUGGGAACACUGGUUCUUCAAUGUGUCUGGCCUGGUGCAUGAUGGUGUCAUUGCCUUUUAUUAUUUAUUUUCAUGUUUUAUUUUGUUUUCCAGGUGUAUGCACUUUUAAUAUGCAGAAUUUAUAUUUUUUACGUUCAAGAAUGCUUCUCUGUGGGAGACACGUUUGAUAACCUGUAGUUUAAAGAUAUUAUAAAGCAAAAAUAAAAGUGCUAAAAACUAAA